Messenger RNA from Dibothriocephalus latus, 201 nucleotides. NCBI's taxonomy places the organism in Eukaryota, Metazoa, Platyhelminthes, Cestoda, Diphyllobothriidea, Diphyllobothriidae. The record is from the annotation of a GenBank genome assembly.
AUGUUCACCAACUUCGAGACAGCUCACCGGUUUGAGCCACUGGAUGAAUGUGACUUCACACUGACUCUCUCUUCACCUCGCAAACGCCACAACGCCUGCAUGGAUCAUGCGUCCGCCCCCUCCUCCGGCACCUUGGCUAUGGACUCAGACCACAUUCUCACUCCCAAACGGCAUUGCUUUGCCAUUUCCACAAACUAUUGA